AUGGACCCAAAGACGCCUCCAGAUGUCCCCUGGAUGGGGCGCGGAGGAGGACUGCAGCCUCAGGAGCCGGCUAUGGGACGAAGUAGAGGACUGCUGCUCUCUAGAGAAGGGUUCAGUGUAGGAAGAGCCAGAGGUUUCCCCACUCCCAGCGAUACCCUCGGACUAGGAUUAGCUCUACCCGCUGCUGAUCCAGUGUUCGGCCGAGCCAGAGGUCUGCUCUUCCAGGCCGCUGAGCCAAAGGUUGGGGUUGCAAGAGGUGGAAUCCUUCCUCCUGUGGAGCCGCAACAACAACCUCCAGGUGAACCCACGACUGAAGACCCCACUCCGACAACAAAAGAGGUUGAUGCACCUUCACUCGGUCCAGGGUCAACACUGGUCUCAAUGUUUAGAGGAAUGGGCAUCGACCUCUCCAUGGCCUCCUGGGGCAGAGGAGCACCAGCACUGGGUCUGUAUUAA
Notothenia coriiceps (black rockcod) is the source of this 456-nucleotide messenger RNA. Its product is annotated as piwi-like protein 2. Bases 1 to 456 code for a protein of 151 amino acids. The transcript is spliced from 2 exons. The record is from RefSeq and is a predicted model, not a curated record. Lineage: Eukaryota; Metazoa; Chordata; Actinopteri; Perciformes; Nototheniidae.